AUGUUUUAAAUUUCAUAGUAAAGCGAGCUAGGAGACGUCUGCUCUGGUCAAAAUUUUGGAAAGAUGGUCGUAAUUGCAUUUUACGCUGACUGGAAUGAGCAUUCGUUGAAUUAUAUUGACCAAUUAGAAAGUUUAAUUGACAUUAGUCCUUUUCCAGAUGUAGUUUUUGCUAAAUGUGAUGCAGAAAAAGUACCUCAAGUUGCAGAUAAAUUCCAAGUAACUUGUAUUCCUACAGUCAUAGUCACUGAAACAAGAAGGCAAUUGAUUUAAAAGUUUGAAAAUGUUGCUCCUGCUUUACUUAUUGAAGAAUUAACAACAGCAAAUGAAUAAUUCAAAAUAAAUUUCGAAGAUGAAAGAAAGAAAAUGUAUGCUAAAAUAGAUGGUUUGCUUAGUAAACCUGGAAUUAUUGCUUUUAUUACUGGUACACCAAAUGAACCUGAGUGUGGAUUUACUCGUUAGCUCGUGGAAGUGUUCCAAAAUCUAUAAGUUAGAUUCGAUUACUACAACACUGAAGCAGACAUGGCUAUGCUUUAAUUUAUUCGCCAUUAUUCGAAGUGGCCAACAUUCCCUCAAGUUUUCUUUAAUGGAAAAUUAAUAGGCGGUUUAGAUGUUGUAAGAGAACACAUUGCAAAGGGUACACUUGAAAUUCCUCCUGAAAGUAGAAUUUCUAAUCCAGAAACUAGAUUGGAAAACAUACUAAACGAAAAUAAGGCUAUACUCUUUUUAGAAGGCAAGCCAAAUGAAGAAAAUCAUAAUCAAGAAAGUAAAAAAGCAGUUGAACUUCUUUAAUAAACAGGGAUUAAAUUUACUACUUUUGAUUUAACAAUCGAUUCUCAUUUAAAAGAAUACCUUUAAAAUAAAUAUUCUAAAUAGCUCCCUGUUUUCUUUGCUAAUUCUAACUUUGUUGGUAAUCUUACUACACUUUAAGAGCUCUCAGCAAAAGGUGAUCUCUUGCAAACAGUGCCUGGAAAUUUAUGGGUUCUUAAUGGAGAAUAAAAAAUAAACUACCUAUUGAAAAGAUGUGAAAUCCUUGUUUUUAUUAACGGAAUUCCCAAAGACACAAAAACCAAAGAGUCUCAACAGAUAAUUCAUUUGUUAGAAAGCAAGUAAAAGCGUUAUGAUUUUUACAAUGUUGAUGCUGAUGCUGAAGUUGAAGAAGCAUUGAAGAAAAUAACUGGAAAGGAAACAAUUCCUUUGAUUUACGAACACUAAAAGCUUAUUGGAGAUUUAGAAAGCGCUGAAAAGCACUUUUCUUGA
Tetrahymena thermophila SB210 is the source of this 1257-nucleotide messenger RNA. RefSeq names its product monothiol glutaredoxin-S11 protein. The transcript has a single exon. NCBI's taxonomy places the organism in Eukaryota, Ciliophora, Oligohymenophorea, Hymenostomatida, Tetrahymenidae. The record is from RefSeq and is a predicted model, not a curated record.